AUGGCGCAAUCCAGCUUCAAUUUUGAUAGCUUCUUAGCUCUGCCAGUGAUGCAAUCUGCCAAUCCGCCUCCCCUUCCAACGUCAUUUACCUUUACAUUUCAAGGUCCUCCGCGGGGGACACAGGACCAGGUCACUCAUCCUGUCCCUCGUAAAACCACAAAGGCUUGGCUAAACCGACUCUUUCGCGAAGACGCCGAGCUCUUAGAUCGACUGUUGUCGUACCUUGAACCUUGCGAUCUCGCCUCGCUGGCCUGCCUCAAUCGCUUGAUUAACGGCGAAAUGCGUGCCUAUUCGCGCAGAGUAUUCUCAAUCACCAGAGUGCUCUCCCCAUUCUUCAAAGACUGCGAUUCAUUCAGGGAGAUGCAAUCGCGCACGGGGACUUUGAUCUCAGGAUCUACUGCUCUUCAAGUCUUUGAGAGGACAACCUACACCGAUUCUGAUCUGGAUCUAUACGUCGAGCACCGUUACGCGCUCGAUGUGGUGAAGCAUCUGGACCAAGAGGGUUACACAUUCAUUCCACGCGAAACCCAAGCACUUACAGCGGAAGAGACUUUGGAGGAUACAGAAGAGCUACUUCACGCAGGCCAUUACCUCGGCCAGGGCAUCGCCAAUGUGCUUGACUACUCUCGAGAUGAUAAGAAGAUCCAGGUGAUCGUUUCCAAACGAUCACCAAUCGACAUCAUCCUACAUUUCCACUCAACCUGUGUCAUGAAUAUCAUCUCACACAGCACGGCAUAUAGUCUUUUCCCCCGCCUCACUUUCGCGAAGCGCGUCUCUCGAACGUUCACAUCACUAGCAUCCGCGCCAAGACCGGGAACCAAGUGGACGACAGCGCGGUUGAAGUACAUCAGCCGAGGGUUCAGAUUCGUGCAAGCUCUCGAUGGUGACCCCGGUCACGGUGUCAUUGAGCGCUGGAUCGGAGACGCGCGGACAUGGACCAUCCCACUUUCACCGGAGUUGCCCAAUCUUGGAGAAGAUACACUCCCCAUCUGCUCGUUUCAAGAGGUAUUUGAUCGUUGGAACGGGAGCUCUAUUGAGUACGACCUAUGCGAAAGCUCAAGACUUUGCUUCGUGUACACUUCUGCCAAGCAUGAACGUGCUAUCCUGCGCACUGCAUGGAGUAUACAGUUGACCAAGCCCCGCGGAUACUCGGACAACCCCGGCAAGCUUGACCGUUCCUUGUGCGACGCGUUGAGCAUCUACCGGGCUGCAGAUGCUGUUGCGAAAACAGGCCUAAACCCAGGUAGAAGGCCUUUGGGUGCGCUCACGUUUGUCACCGCCAGUCGCGGACUACGCGAAUUCUCGGACUCAGACUCGGAGGGUCUCGACCUCUAG
Molecule: messenger RNA, 1335 nt
Organism: Peniophora sp. CBMAI 1063
Lineage: Eukaryota; Fungi; Basidiomycota; Agaricomycetes; Russulales; Peniophoraceae
Source: the annotation of a GenBank genome assembly